CAUCUGUGGCAACCAGGGCCAGGCGUCUGUCAGGUCGGGAGGACAAGGGCACGCGUGAGAGAGAGAGAGUAAGAGAAGAAGCAGCAGCUCAGAGAGGAAGUUAGGGAACUAUCGUGUCAUCAGCAUUACAGUCAAUCCAGCUGUCCGUCCUUAACGAAAACACGCAGUUGAGUUUCGGGGGAACAGAAAGUAUAACGGCACAAUGAUGAUGACCCAGGUGGAGACCACGGUACACUAUGAUAACGGCUAUGAGGAGGAGUACAUGCUCCAGGAGGAUGAGUGGGACAGGGACAUGUUACUGGACCCUGCCUGGGAACAACAGCAGAGGAAAACCUUCACAGCCUGGUGUAACUCCCACCUGAGGAAAGCUGGUACUCAAAUUGAAAAUAUUGAGGAGGACCUCAGGAAUGGACUCAAACUCAUGCUGCUUCUGGAAGUUAUCUCAGGAGAGAGGUUACCCAAGCCAGACAGAGGGAAGAUGCGGUUUCAUAAGAUUGCUAACGUCAACAAAGCGCUGGAGUUCAUCACGAGCAAAGGAGUGAAGCUGGUCUCCAUUGGAGCUGAAGAGAUUGUGGACGGUAAUGUGAAGAUGACUCUUGGAAUGAUCUGGACUAUCAUCCUCCGCUUCGCCAUUCAGGACAUUUCUGUAGAAGAAACAUCUGCCAAGGAAGGUCUUCUCCUGUGGUGUCAGAGAAAGACUGCCCCCUAUAGGAAUGUCAAUGUCCAAAACUUCCAUGUCAGCUGGAAGGAUGGCCUGGCCUUCUGCGCCCUGAUUCAUAGGCACAGACCCGACCUCCUCGACUACUCUAAGCUCAACAAGGAUGAUCCUCUGGGGAACCUGAACCUGGCUUUUGACAUAGCCGAGAAACACCUGGACAUUCCCAAAAUGCUGGACGCAGAAGAUAUCAUCAACACCCCCAAGCCUGAUGAACGAGCUAUCAUGACCUAUGUGUCCUGUUUUUACCAUGCUUUUGCUGGAGCUGAGCAGGCAGAGACGGCUGCCAACAGGAUCUGUAAGGUGCUUGGUGUAAACCAGGAGAAUGAGAAACUGAUGGAGGAGUAUGAGAGACUGGCCAGUGAGCUGCUUGAGUGGAUUCGCCGCACCACUCCCUGGCUGGAGAACCGAACCCCAGAGAAGACCAUGGCGGAGAUGCAGCGAAAGCUGGAGGACUUCAGGGACUACAGACGCCAGCACAAGCCCCCAAAGGUGCAGGAGAAGUGCCAGCUGGAAAUUAACUUCAACACCCUGCAGACCAAGUUGCGCAUCAGCAAUCGCCCUGCCUUCAUGCCCUCUGAGGGGAAGAUGGUAUCUGACAUAACCAGUGCAUGGCAGGGGCUGGAGCAGGCAGAGAAAGGCUACGAGGAGUGGCUCCUUACAGAGAUUCGUAGGUUGGAGAGGCUGGACCACCUGGCUGAAAAAUUUCGCCAAAAAGCCACCAAUCAUGAGAACUGGGCCAGCGGUAAAGAACUGAUCCUGUCCCAGAAGGACUAUGAAACAGCCACCCUGAUAGAAAUCAGAGCAUUGCUUCGAAAACACGAGGCCUUUGAGAGUGACUUGGCAGCCCACCAGGACAGAGUGGAGCAGAUUGCCGCCAUUGCACAGGAACUCAAUGAGCUGGACUACCAUGACGUGGCUGCUGUGAACCAGCGCUGCCAGAGCAUCUGUGACUUGUGGGACAAGCUGGGGACUCUGACUCAGAAGAGGAGAGAGGCGUUGGAGCGAACAGAUAAGCUGCUGGAGACUAUUGAUCAGUUGUUUGUGGAGUUUGCCAAGAGGUCAGCUCCUUUCAACAACUGGAUGGAAGGAGCCAUGGAGGAUCUGCAGGACAUGUUCAUAGUGCAUACUAUUGCAGAGGUCCAGAGUCUAAUCGCAGCUCAUGAGCAGUUCAAAGCUACUCUUCCCGAGGCAGAUGCAGAGAGACAGGCCAUCUUAGGAAUCCACAAUGAGGUGCAGAAAAUUUCUCAGAGCUAUGGGAUCAAGGCCAACAUUAUCAACCCGUACAGCACCCUCACAACUGAAGAGCUUCUCAACAAGUGGGAAAAGGUGAAGAUGCUUGUUCCUCAGAGAGAUGGUGCCCUUCAAGAGGAGAUGGCACAUCAGCAUGCCCAUGAAAGGCUGAGACGACAGUUUGCUGCCCAGGCUAAUCUCAUUGGACCCUGGAUACAAGCCAGGAUGGAGGAGAUUGGGCGCUUCUCCCUGGAGAUAGGAGGUACCCUGGAGGACCAGAUGACCCAGCUGAAGCAAUGUGAGCACGUCAUUGUUGCUUACAAGCCCAACAUCGACAGGUUGGAGGGAGACCACCAGCUUAUCCAAGAGUCCCUGGUGUUUGAUAACAAACACACCAACUACACUAUGGAGCAUAUCCGUGUCGGGUGGGAGCUGCUCCUCACAACCAUCGCCCGAACCAUCAACGAAAUUGAGACCCAGAUCUUGACCCGGGAUGCCAAAGGCAUCAGCCAGCAGCAGAUGAAUGAAUUCAGAUCCUCUUUCAAUCACUUUGACAGGAAGAAGAAUGGAGCAAUGGAAACUGAUGACUUCCGAGCCUGUCUCAUCUCUAUGGGUUAUGACUUGGGAGAGGUGGAGUUUGCCCGUAUAAUGAUCCUGGUGGACCCCAAUGGUACUGGAAACGUCUCCUUCCAGUCUUUCAUUGACUUUAUGACCAGAGAGACUGCUGACACGGACACUGCCGAUCAGGUUGUGGCAUCCUUCCGGAUCCUGGCAGCUGACAAGCCCUACAUACUAGUGGAGGAACUGAGGAGAGAACUUCCCCCUGAACAAGCAGAGUAUUGCAUCAUGAGGAUGCCGCCCUACACCGGCCAUGGAGCACCACCAGGAGCACUCGACUACACUGCCUUCUCCACUGCCCUCUAUGGAGAGAGCGACCUUUAACCGACUAGAAACCGCUUUCAUUUACUGACCAUUAGUGCCUAACAACCCCCUCCCUGCCUCCAUCUCAUGAUGAAUUUAAGGAAUCUAUACGAAAGUUGAAUCAAAUAUUUUGAAUUAAAUGUGUUUGUGACCAUACCCGGUUUUUGUAGUUUUCUGACAUUAGACUGUCUAUAAUCAUGCUGAGCAUUGUCAUUGUCUUGGUACUCUUCUCCUGUUCACUUGGAUAACAAUUGCCCCCUAUAUAAAUAGAAAUUGCCAUGUUCAAAUUGUGUGAAACAAGGCAUUGUACAUUUUGUCUUGUGUCUGGCAGAAAGUAUGCUUUUGUGAUGAAGGAAACACUAGAAGAGAAAUGUACAAAAACGCAGAUCACUUGGUAAUAUGUCAACAGAUCAUGGUGUUUCUGUAGUUCAUCAGUUGAAAAGGCCUGUUUUGUUGAGCAGUGUCAUGUUGUGUUUUCAUGUUUCUUCACAGUGCCUUUGUUUUGGUAAUACAAUCUUCUGAUUAGGCAUUUUGAGGUGCUUUAUAGUGAAUUGCAGUUUGCAAAAGCAAUUUUAGACCCACUGCCAUCCAACAAUAAACAUAGAAAAUGGGCCCCCAAAAGUACAUGUCUACAAUUGCUUAACGGUUUAAAAAGGCAGAUGAAUAAAUGUGCAAUACUCAUGAGUAUAGUGUUUUUAGAUUAAACAUUUUCUCAGGCAGUAACAAACACAUUAAUUCUUACAUGUGCCUCAAAAGUAGUAGAGUACAAUAAACUCCGAAAACCCUUCAAAUUGCAUUGGAGGUUACCUUUUUCCAUGUUUCUUUGUGUUCUAUGAGGUAGGCUGCACGAGAUAAAAAUGAUCUUGUCUGCAUUUGUGCUUUGUUUAUACAUGUGGGGAAGGUUUUGCCACUGUAUUGUGUGGGGUGAGGCUAUUGUAUGGCACACAUGACAUCUAGAGAUUACUCUAACAUACUUUAUUAAUUUGAUAAAUUAUAGCAUUUUUAUAUAGACAUUUUUCUAUUUUGUAUGCCUGCCAAAGUCAUUGUGCUGACAAUUUCUCCAACUUCCUCGAGAGACAUGUAAGCAUUUUUUUGCUUGUACCUGCCCAAAGUUUUGGCUUAAAAAGCAACUUCAUAUUUAGCCAUCUUUGUGUUGUAUGCCUUUAAUGUGCGUGCUGAAGUCGUUUCCCAAUUUUCCUUUGAUUUGACAUUUAAGACCUACUGUUAGUAGACAUAUGCGCUGAUUCCUUAUUUGUCUAUAUCAUUCAGCUGUUUUACUUGCAUAAAAUGAAGAAAUAGUACUUAAAUGUCCAUACUGUCAUACACAAAUUAAGUAUUUAAAUAAACCGUAGUGGCAAUGAUUUAACCAAAAUGUGCUGGUUAUGUACAUGCUCAUAAAACUUGAUGCAAACUCUGCAAAUUACUUUCUGCUAAAACAAUCAUGUAAUGCUCUUAAUGAAAAAGAAUGAUAAAUCAAGCAUUGUUGUGCUUGAUUUCACACCCAUUGACAAUUUGUGAACCAUACAAGAGUGCUAAAAUACUGUGGAAGUUAUCAAAGUGAUGGGAUUUUCUGUGAGCAGGAUCAUUGGCCACACAAACUGAACCCAAGGCUCUGGAACACAUUAUUCAUUUGAAAAUCAAUUUAGACUAGCAAGCAAUCCCAUUUAAAAGAAAAGUGUACUUUUACUGUACCAAAGAAACAUCACCUGAAACACCACUGAUCUCUAUAGGUCCAAGAGAUGUUUGUAUUUUUGAUGAAAGCUUUGAUUUGUUGUAUUUUGGAAGGGAAAUAAAGAUACUCAGGUAGUACUGACACUUCGAAGACA
Molecule: messenger RNA, 4695 nt
Organism: Sander lucioperca (pikeperch)
Lineage: Eukaryota; Metazoa; Chordata; Actinopteri; Perciformes; Percidae
Gene: actn2b
Product: actinin, alpha 2b
Exons: 21
Coding region: 203-2890 (895 amino acids)
Biological process (GO): actin cytoskeleton organization; muscle cell development
Cellular component (GO): Z disc; cortical actin cytoskeleton; cell projection
Molecular function (GO): calcium ion binding; actin filament binding
Source: RefSeq, a predicted model, not a curated record